AUGGACCAUUCCAUAAAUACAUCGAUUGACUACUACUACAGGGUAAAAUCUACACCUGCGAUUAUUAACCAGGAUACCAUAUUCACAGAGAAAGCUCAAACAAACGAUCACUCUGACGAAGAAGAGAUCUACCAGCAUGCAACAACACCGAGCAGAGAAGCACACUUUUCACCUGAAAAGAUUAUAUAUUCUCCAAUUGAUUUCAAACAUCAGUGUCUCCUCAAUGGAGAAUCAACACCACCAGCAGCCGCAGCAGCAGAAACAGCAGCGACACCACCAACAACAAACAGACCUGAAGGAAAUCAACUUCGUAUAACCAUCUCUCAGAGUAUUUGUAGAAAUUAUUCCUGCAUUUCAAAAGAUGAUAGCCACACAGAAAACUUGGUAAGCAGCACCAGUAAUGUAAUCACAGCCACUACUACUACUACCGGUUAUUACAAUCUACGACGUUCAUUGUCUGAAGAUUUCAAAGGUGAUAAACAUACUACAUCACACAGUGAAAUCAAGAAACCAACAAGCUCACUAGCACUAGUCGACGAGGAAUCUGAAGAGAUGUAUAUAGCCAGAAAACUGACUAACGAAGCGCUUAACAAAGCUAUUGGCAAACUGUCUAUCGACUAUACAGACAUUCCCACAUCACCAACACCCCCACCAGCAUUGAGUUAUUCAACUCGAAUUACACAGAAAAAGAACAAACAAACACAACAACAACAGAAAUUCUCUGAUGAAGAAGAAGAGAUUAUAACACGAUUACGACAAGAAUACAAUAUACAAUUACCUUCAAGAAUUAUUGAUCAGCAUCAUCGGUCUACACAAAGUCCACUGACUAUAAUCAGGAGUACAACACCAGAGGAUACAACUGCACCCACGCCAACAACAUCAAUCGAUACACCAUUCAAAAUUGAACAAGAUGUCUACAGUGAAGUGUCGAAACAAACAAUCGCUAUUCAUGCUAAAACACGCAUAUACAUGUUUGAAGCGGAUGAAGGUGAAACAAACGAAGAAGCACAACGAGAAGGAGAAGAAGCAAAGGAAGAAGAAAUGAAAGAUACUGAUGUGUAUCCAGUGAAUGAUGCAAAUGUGAUUCAGUCAAUAUCACAAGAAUGUAGCCUCAAUAAAACUGAUAAUCAAGUUGUCUUACAAACUUCACUAUUAGUUACAAGUCCAAAGUAUCUGACACAAUUGAUUGAUGAAGAGAUUACUGAUUUACGUGUAGAACAACAGCAUAUCGGUGUGAUCAGUGGAUCAGAUUACAGCACCCUGGCGAAAUACUCCCCAAUGGACGGAGGCAACGACGAUGAGGACGACAAUAACAGAGAGGUGGAAAAUCUUCCAAGAUUAAGAGAAAGGCAAGAGCUCCAACAACAACAACAAAAACCACAACAGAAAAUAAUCAACCAACAACAGCAACAAUAG
Molecule: messenger RNA, 1416 nt
Organism: Trichobilharzia szidati
Lineage: Eukaryota; Metazoa; Platyhelminthes; Trematoda; Strigeidida; Schistosomatidae
Source: the annotation of a GenBank genome assembly